Messenger RNA from Diaporthe batatas, 2526 nucleotides. RefSeq lists its product as uncharacterized. The transcript is spliced from 7 exons. Lineage: Eukaryota; Fungi; Ascomycota; Sordariomycetes; Diaporthales; Diaporthaceae. The record is from RefSeq and is a predicted model, not a curated record. Bases 456 to 2102 code for a protein of 548 amino acids.
CCUGGGUGUCUGUGAUAGCGUGCCUGGGGAAUGUGUCUUGACGUUGGCGUUGGCGUGCACGUACCGUUCUGGACUGCUCCCAAAGCAGCAAGCACAAGCAAAGCUGUAACCGUAGUCCAGCCCCAUGCCUGGCUACUUGUGUGUUGCGGGCGGCGUUUGUUGAUCCACUCCUUCCUGCACAUGCAUCGGCUGGCCCCCCAAGCCACAUCACAAAGAAGUGACGUACAUGCGUUGCCAUCGCAUCAUCCACCUGCCUAACCCCCCCCCCAAAUUACCUACAUGUAGGUUACCAGCUUCUCUCUUCUGAGCCCUCUCACAUCUGCACCCACUUCCUUCUUGACGUGCCGCCUUGAUUUUCGAGUGCUGCUUACCAUCCACAAACAACACAAUCACCCAUCCAUACAUCCAUCCAUCACUCCAUCCAACUUCGAAGCGACUCACAGUUUAGCCACGCCAUGAGGCUCAUCAAAGCCCUCAUCUCCGUCGCCCUCGUGGCCGACGCUGCUGUUGCCAGCAGUAACAGCUGGUUCUCCAAGGCCGGUAAAUACACUUACAAUAAGUGGCAUGAGACCGAGCUCGAGCGCUGGCUCUCCGACCAUGACAUCCCCUAUCCCACCCCGGCUGACCGCAAGGACCUUGAGAAGCUCAUCCAGUCCAACUGGGAGAACUACGCCGUCAGCCCCUACAAGAACUGGGACAGCGACAAGUUGACAGGCUAUCUGCAGCAGAAAGGUGUCGAUGUCCAGGACUCCGCAAAGUCGAGCAAGGACACACUGGUCGCCCAGGUUGCGGCUUCUUGGUACGAGACCGAGGACAAGGCCCAGAACGCCUACUCCAACGUCAAGGAUUGGAUUCUGGACACCUGGACAGAGAGCCAGCUCAAGGCCUUUUGCGACCAUCACGCCAUUCCUGUACCCCAGCCUCGUCAGCGGGAUACCAUCCUGUCAAAGGCCCGCAGCAGCUAUGAGACCAUCGCGCAGAAGAUCGGCGAGGCUGCUUCGUAUCCUGGCGACUGGCUCUACGAGACGUGGACUGAAUCCGACCUGAAAGAGUGGCUUGACACCCACGGCUUCCCGGCUCCCCAGCCUAGCACUCGUGACAAACUCAUCGCCUCGGUCCGCCGCAAUUCUCGCCUGGCCUACCUCAAGUCGCAGGAGCAGCUUGCCAGCGCCACAGCUAGUGCCCAGGCUGCAUAUGCGACGCUCACCGACAAGCUCAUCGACUCAUGGAGCGAGUCUCAGCUGAAGGAGUUUGCGGACAAGAACGGAAUUCCUGUCCCUCAAGGAACCAAGUUGAACGAGCUUCGCGCCCUGGUCCGCAAGCACCGCGCUGAUAUCCUCGGCGACAACAUCUCUGGUACCGCUGCUUCAGCAUUCGGAGCUGCGACCUCGCAGGCGGGUAAUCAGUACGCUAAGGCUACCAACGACGCAUCACUAGCCGCCCAGGAAGCCUUUAACAGCGCAAUUGACAGCUGGUCGGACACUCGUCUCAAGGCCUACCUUGAUGCCCGUGGUGUCCCCGUUCCGCACGCCUCCAAGACCGACGAGCUGCGUGCCCUGGUCCGCAAGAACUACCACAAGGCAUCCACUGGCUGGAAUGCCUGGACUUUUGAUGACUUCUCGAUUGAGAAUUUGAGGGACUACCUAAAGGCCAAUGGAGACGCUGCUGCCAAGAAGACAGCCGACAAGUCCGGCGCUACUCGCGACGAGCUCGUAAGUGCUGUACAGUCUGCCUACGCCUCUGCCUCGUCUGCAGGCGGCUCAACGUAUGCAUCUGCCACGAGCUACCUCACCCAGGCCACGAAUUCGGUUAGGAAGAGUGCAUUCGAUACCUGGAGUGAGAGCGAUCUGAAAAACUAUCUCGACAGCUAUGGAAUUCCUGCUCCUCAGGGAUCGAAGAUCAACGAACUGCGAGCGCUUGCUCGCAAGCACUCGACUUACUUUCGCUACGGCACGAGCAGCCCAUCUGGAACGGCCCUCGCACAACUCAGUGAGACACUGCAGGCAGCGUGGCAGUGGGUCGCAGGUCAAUUCAGCGCUGGUGCCGACGUCGCAAAGCAAAACGCCGGCGCGGCCAAGGACAAGGUCAAGGAAGAGCUCUGAAGUACCACUACUGAUCGUGAACUGGCCUCUCAAGCGGUGACAGAAUCUCUGAUGGCGCCCUCAGAAGUCGCGCGUGAAGAACGCGGCUUGCCACCACGGGAGUGUGAUCCAGGCCUCGUUGUGAGGUUUUACAAGUGGGAGGCCGGAAGGGGAGGGGGGUUGGGGCAGACGAAAACGGCUUUGAUGACACAACAUCCUGACGACAUGUAAUUUAUGUUUUGGCAAGGGUCAUAGGGCGCGGGUUGAUGAGCGUUGAUGAUACCGUCGUGCAGGGUCUACGCGGGAGCCCCUCGUUGCUUUUUUUCAUCUCUUCCAGGCCGCAGUGCAUUGCAUUUCUUUUAUCCUUCUCUUUUUUUUUUUUUGGCCGUAGUUAGCAUGCCUUAUGGAGGUAAAGAAGCUAACGCUUACUGCUCUGCCCUUCUUG